UUCACGGUACAUCAGUUAGUCCUAUAUAGGCUGUAGAUGGAGAAUCAAAAGUUUGGUGCAUAUAGUAAUAAACCCAACAUACUAAGCUAGAAAUAGUAAUGGCUUCUUCAGAAUCAUUACUCAUCAUCGUGUUCUUCUACUUGCUGAAGCUUAUUGUAACCACUGGUCCUCUGUUCUUCUGCGAAGCCGUGGCAAUAACUAUGGCGCCGCCACCACCUGAAAACGGAACAGUUGGUAGAGGAAGAACUUCUUCAGCUGUCUUCGUAUUCGGGGACUCGAUUCUUGAUACCGGCAACAACGAUCAUAUCGCAACUUUGAUCAAGUCCAACUUCCCUCCCUAUGGAAGGGAUUUUCCAGGAAGAAUUCCCACAGGUAGAUUCUCCGAUGGAAGGCUCAUUUCGGACUUCAUAGUUGAAAGUUUGAAAAUCAAGUAUCUUUUACCGCCUUAUCUCGAUCCGAAUCUUCGAGCUGAGGAUCUCAUAACGGGAGUGUGUUUUGCUUCUGCUGGCUCUGGUUAUGACCCCAAAACACCAAAGAUAUUAGUAAUUACCUUCCUGACUUCAUGUUAACACUAUGAUUUUUGCGGUAAUACCGUAUAUGUAUGUUAUUUCUAACCAUGACUUGUUUAAAAUAUGUAUAUCAGUCGGUCAUAUCAAUUCCAGACCAACUCAAUUUCUUCCAACAGUACGUGGGGAAGAUGAGAAGCCUAGUGGGGGAGCAGAGAUCAAACGACGUCAUUGAAAACAGCCUCUAUGUCAUAUCAUGUGGCAACAACGACGUCUUAUUGACUACUUUGUUUCAUACCAGAACAAAGUCGUCGGAAAUGGUUUCAUACGCUGCUUUUCUCGCCGGCCAAGCUUCCGCCUUUCUCCGGGAACUGUACAGACAGGGAGCUCGAAAGAUAGUUCACCUGAGUGCAUUAACGACGGGAUGUAUCCCCGCCUUCAGAACUUUGCUCGGCGGAGUACAGAGGCAAUGUUCCGACGAGUCCAACGAGCUGGCCGUGAUGUUCAACGAGAAGCUGAGCGACGAAAUUCAGCGACUAAACGAUGACGUUUUGCUUCCUGAUUUGACCGUCCAGUUUGUUGACAUGUACACGCCUUUUUUCGAUAUCAUUAGGCGUCCUGAAAACUAUGGGUUUGUUGUGACGAAGGAGGGGUGCUGUGGGACAGGAACUAUAGAGUUUGGAUUUCUUUGCAAUCGAUUGAGCCCUUCUACUUGUGCCGACAAUUCAAAGUACAUUUUUUGGGAUAGUCUUCACCCCACAGAAAAAGUCUAUAAAAUCUUGACUUCUGUAAUAAUGAAAGACAUAAAUAAGCGAUUAUAUUGAAAUCUUAUGUCACAUGCUUAGUAGACGAUGUUGGAAUACUACUUUGAGUUAAACUACUUAGACACAACAUGAAAAACAAGAGCCAAAUUCCAUGAGCUCUAUCCCUUUCUUAUAAAUUAUUUUGAGUUACGCAU
Linum tenue is the source of this 1464-nucleotide messenger RNA. The record is from the annotation of a GenBank genome assembly. Lineage: Eukaryota; Viridiplantae; Streptophyta; Magnoliopsida; Malpighiales; Linaceae.